Molecule: messenger RNA, 429 nt
Organism: Ilyonectria robusta
Lineage: Eukaryota; Fungi; Ascomycota; Sordariomycetes; Hypocreales; Nectriaceae
Product: guanyl-specific ribonuclease C2
Exons: 3
Coding region: 1-429 (142 amino acids)
Molecular function (GO): RNA nuclease activity; RNA binding
Source: RefSeq, a predicted model, not a curated record
AUGUAUAUCUUCAACCCCCUAGUUACGUUAUUGGCAAUUGUUCCCGGUGUCCUCUGUGCUCCGGUUGAGCCUACAGUCCUUGACAAACGGGCUGAUGCUCAAUGGCGAGUAUUCCUUGUCUUCGAAUACUACAUCGUUGGCUCAAACUAUUAUACAGCUGCCCAGGUUAAUGCAGCCAGCGUUCGAGCAUGCAAUUACUACAAUGCAGGUACAGCGGUCGGCGGAUACCCUCACACGUACAAUAACUAUGAGGGUUUCACUUUUGCUGUGUCUGGACCGUACCAAGAAUUUCCGAUUUUGAGUAGCGGGUCUUUGUAUUCUGGAGGUUCACCUGGUCCGGAUCGAGUUGUUAUCAACACAUCGUGUAGACAGGCAGGCACCAUCACACAUACGGGGGCGAGCGGGAACGCAUUUGUUGCUUGUACUUAG